AUGGAGCAGUAUCAGCAGAUCAAAGAAGUAAACGUUCCGCGCUGCUUCUUCAAAGAUUUCUGCCCACAGCAAGUCAGCGAUAUUCAGGUCCAUGUGUUCACGGAUGCUAGUGUGUCCGCCUGUGCGUGUGUGGCCUACCUUAGAAUCACAGUAGAUGGAGAGAGUCAGUGCUCGCUGAUCGCAGCAAAAACUAAAGUUGCGCCUCUUCGAGCACUUUCUAUUCCACGUUUGGAAUUACAGGCUGCCAUGAUGGGUUCCCGUUUACUACAGAACAUCUGUUCGGCCCUAACCAUCAACAUUCAGAGGCGUUUCCUGUGGUCAGAUUCAGCAACAGCUCUUGCUUGGCUUCGCUCCGAUAGUCGUCGGUAUCAUCAAUUCGUCUCGUUCCGUGUCGGCGAAAUCCUGUCGUUGACUAGUGUGGAUGAAUGGCGCUACGUUCCUUCUCGCGAAAAUGUUGCGGACGAUGCCACGAAAUGGAAUAGAGGGCCUUUUUUCGAUCCGGAUUGCCGUUGGUACCAGGGUCCAGCGUUCCUGCAUGAUCCGGAGUGUCAGUGGCCUGCGGAACGACCAGGAAAUACAGUGGAAGCAGACGCAGCGGCCGAGGAAAUUCGCCUUGUAGCAGUACACUGUACAGCAGAGGAAGUGGUAGACGUGCAACGUUUUUCCAACUGGAACAGACUACUACGAGCGACAGCAUACGUCCACCGAGCUGUAUCAGCAUGGAAGCACCUGACAAGCGGGACAAGGUCGCUGAAAAUACUCAGCCAGAGCGAGUUCGCGAAAGCAGAGGAAACACUAUGGCGGCAAGCACAAGCACAGGCGUAUCCGGAAGAAAUUCAGUUGUUAGGCGAAGGAAAAUGUGUGGCGAAAGGCAGUUCGAUACGUGCGCUGUCUCCAUUCCUGGACGAGAAAGGAGUUCUACGAGUUGGCGGCAGAAUCGAACAAGCUCCAUCGAUUGCAUACGAAGCGAAGCAUCCAGUCGUAUUACCGAGAAGCCAUCGGAUCACAUAUCUCGUUGUGCUUAGCUUCCACCAGCGAUUCCUUCAUGCGAACACCGAGACAGUGUGCAACGAGUUGAGACAACGUUUCCACAUUCCGAGGAUGCGAACAGUAGUGCGGAGCGUAUGUCGUGGCUGUCAGUACUGCAAGAUUAAGAAAGCAGCUCCAGUUCCACCGAUGAUGGGACCGCUUCCGAAAGUUCGUCUGACUCCCUUCAUCCGUCCGUUUACGUACGUUGGCGUGGACUACCUUGGUCAUUUCGAAGUCAAAGUCGGUCGCAGUAUUGUGAAGCGGUGGAUAUGUUUGUUCACGUGCCUCACAGUUCGAGCUGUUCAUCUGGAGCUAGCACACAGUCUGUCAACGAAGUCUUGUGUAAUGGCGUUCAGGCGUUUCGUGAACCGACGAGGAGCCCCGCUGGAAGUAUUCUCGGACAACGGUACCAACUUUGUAGGAGCCAGUCGUCAGUUGACAGAAGAGAUCGAGUGA
This is a messenger RNA of Aedes albopictus (Asian tiger mosquito), 1485 nucleotides long. RefSeq lists its product as uncharacterized. The coding region runs from base 1 to 1485 and encodes 494 amino acids. Gene Ontology annotation, molecular function: nucleic acid binding. The transcript has a single exon. Lineage: Eukaryota; Metazoa; Arthropoda; Insecta; Diptera; Culicidae. The record is from RefSeq and is a predicted model, not a curated record.